GGCUAAAAAUAAUGACUUGUGCUGAAAUGUGUUUAGAAUCACCCUUGCCUUGAAAUAUUUUUGAGACACCCUGAGUUGUGAGAUGUUGAGAGUUCCACACUACAGGUGAGGUACAAAGAUCUCUCCUUCCCUUCAGCCACAGGACUCUCCCUAACAAUGCUGGAAGUGAAAAUGAAUCAUUUAUGAGCAUCAGUAGACAGAUGGGUGGGGCCUCUUUGUAAACUGGUAUUUUGUUGAUGCAAUAUGUGUGACAGCCUUUUAGUUGUGAAUAUAAAUGUUACUGAGAGGAAAUUAGGUUGGUUCGCAGAAGAGAUCAGACAGACUUUGCAGUGCUUCUUGCUGAGGAGCAGGUACCUCUGUCACUGCUGAGCUUCAGAUACCAGUACAUGUAGAAGGAAAAUGGAAGUCAUUGAACUUGGAGAUGUUGACCUGAACUGUCCUUCCAACUGCCAAAUUCAUAACACCCACUUCUUCGGAACUGACAGGCAGAUAAUAAGGAGAGGGCAAGCCUUCAAUUUCUAUGCAAGUUUCCAUAAUCGGGAAUGGGAUGACUCCGUGGAUCAGGCUACUUUCACCGUGGAGACAGGCCUCAGACCCUGCGAGUCAAAUGAGACAAAAUGUACCUUCCUAAUGGGUAGAUGUUUAGAUCAAACCUGCUGGAGUGCUUCCUACAAAACUCAUCAGCCAAAAUGCAUCAACAUCAGUGUGUUUCCUCCCUCCAAUGCCUGCAUUGGCCGUUACAUUCUCAACAUGCAAAUCACUUCUUGUGGUCACACAUACCAGCGAUGUCUUGGAGAUUUUUACGUCCUUUUUAACCCUUGGUGUGCAGAUGACCCUGUAUAUCUGGACAAUCAGGCCCAAAGAGAAGAAUAUAUUCUCAACGAACAUGGCAUACUGUAUGAAGGAGUUCAUAGGCAUAUUACCUCUAGACCGUGGCACUUUGGACAGUUUGAAGACGGCAUUCUGGACAUAUGCUUGAAGAUUUUAGACAUGGGUGCAAGUUAUCAUCAUGGUUCUGAUCGAGACCAAUGUUGGCGCAAUGAUCCUGUGCAUGUCAGCAUGGUGGUAAACCACAUGAUAAGCAGCCAUACCACUAACAGUAUCAUGAAGAUUCCAGAAAAUAAUGAUUACCUGAAGGGAACAAAACCAUUUUCCUGGAAUGGAAGCAUUCCUAUUCUUCAGCAGUGGUACAAUGGUAGAUGCAGACCUGUCAGAUAUGGAUACUGUGGGUCUCUUGCUUCAGUAAUGUGCACAGUGAUGAGAUGUUUGGGAAUUCCAAGCCGGGUUGUCACAAACUUCUGUUUUCCAUGCUCAAAUGAGAAUCCCCUUGGUAUCAAUGAGAUUUUUGACUGUACAGGAAAAAACCUCUGUGGCAAGGACAAACUAUGGCGGUACCACUGCUGGAAUGAAUCUUGGAUGGCUCGUAGAGAUCUAAAUCAGUGCUGUGGUGACUGGCAGUGUCUGGAUCCAACACCUUUGGAAACAGGCAGAGGCUCAGCUUGCAGUGGUCCUACUUGGGUUCGAAGCAUCAGAGAAGGAGACCUGGACUUGGACUACGAUGGUCAUUACAUGUUUUCUCGGCUGAACUCAAACUAUGCUGGAUGGCUUUCUCAAAACAAUGCCAAAAAAACAAAAGUUUUCUGUGACACUUGGCCAUGUGGACAACAACUAAUCACAAAGAGUGUUGGCAGUGAGCAAUUUGAAGAUAUCACUGGGAAUUACAAGUAUGAGCUAGGUUCUGUGAAAAGCAAAGAAGCCUAUUACCGGGCUUACAGAAGAAUUCACCCAGGGUACUGCAAUGCUUCCAACUGCCAUAUAGACAGAGAACUAUCAUCUCUGAAAAAUCCAUUUUUGAGUGACAGUGGUAUUAACAUGAGGCUAAAGAUGGCUAACUGCCCAAUGUAUGGUGAAGAUGUCCAACUGCACUGGCUGCUUGAAAAUUUGCGUAGUGAACCCAAAAACCUGAAGUUUAAUUUGUCUGCACAAAUCGUAACAUACAAUGGUUGCCCAAUGGAUCAGUUCUGGAAAGACAGUGUGACCAUUGCAUUAGGUCCAAGGGAAGUGAAAAAAAUUCCACUGUGUGUAUCGUAUAGUCAAUAUGGACCUUACCUCAGUGAUCACAACAUUAUGAAAGUGGUUGCUGUCUCAGAUCCAGAGUGUGGAGAAGUUCUGAUGGUGAGCAGGGAUGUUGUGAUCAACAGGCCACCUGUUAUUGUUAAGCUAUUGAGCCAGCCCAGGCUGAAAGUACCAUGUACAGCAGAGAUCUCCUUCUGCAAUCCUCUCCAGGAAGAUAUGAAGAACUGCAUAAUGACUUUAGAAGGCUGCGGUUUAUUCAAAGAACCAAUGACCAUUGAUUUGGGAACGCUCGCUUCCAAUCAGCAGGCACGGACCAUCGUGGAGUUCACACCAUACAGGCUGGGCAGCCACCGGCUCCUAGCCAACCUUGGAUGCCACAAGUUUGCCUACUGCAAAGGAUGUGCCAAGGCUGAAGUGUGUAACCAUGUGGGCCAGAACGGCUCCCUUCCAGUGAACCAGAACGGAUCACUGCCAGUCUGUGAGAAUGGAUCUCAGCCCGUUAAUAGCUCUGGGGUAGCCCCUGCAGGGGACCCUGGGCUCAACUCCACAUGUGAAUACAUAUGUAUCCCUGUGUGCAACCCAAACUGCAACCCUGGGGGACCACCUGUGUUCGACUUCGUGUACCUUCCUGCAGGCCAUCCCUUAUGCAACUCCAUCGGCAAUCCAGGCUUCAACCCAAACUUCAACGCAAUGUUUGACCCUGGGUGUGAUCCUGGCUUCCGCGUUAUAUGCGAGACCGUGCCUCCUGCUACAUGCACCCAGAUGCCUCCAACCGUGUACAGCUCCAUGCCUGUAACAACAUCCAACCCUGCAGGCCCCCCAAUGCCUCAAGUGGUGUUUGAGACAGGGUCUGCUCCUACGCACCAGCCUGGAGGUGGAGGGGGGCCCAUGCCUUAUUCUGUCUCUGUUCCAGCAAACAAUGCGGUGAGUGCACUGUUGACCCACUUCAUGGCUGGCUCUAGUCCUACCACAGCAACCCAGGGGAUUCCCACCCAUCUGCCAUCACACCCUAUGUGCUCGCCAGUCGCCCAUGCUGUCAGCAGUUCCAUGCCACCACCAGCAGCCAUUUCAGUGCCUGCAGCCUCCCUCUCUCACGUUGUUUGUGGCUCCACACCCUCUCCCGUCGCCCAGCCUCUCUGCGGCUCGGUGGUCACCUUACCGCCCCAGCCCCUGAGCACCCCAGUAGCCCAUGCUGUGUGCUCCCCAGCCCCUUGCCCUGCAGCUUCCCCAUUGCCCCGUGCUGCACGUAGCUCUACACCUGCAGGGCUGCAUCUGGCAGGCUCCCCAGCCCCCCGCCCUGUGGGACCCCCAGCAGCCCACUCCCUGUGCUCCCCAGCCUCCCGUCCUGUGGGACCCCCAGCAGCCCACUCACUGUGCUCCCCAGCCUCCAUCUCAGUGGGAGCUACAGGAGUCCAAUCUGCGAGCUCACCUGCCCCUUGCCCUGAAGACUCAUCAGCCACCUGCUACACGUCCCCCCCAACUCCUCAGCCUCUGGCAGCUGCCACUGCCCGCUCCCUCUGCAACCCUGCCUCUCACUCUAUCUCCCGGGUCGUUUGCACCCCGGGAUCUCGCUCUGUCUGUGGCCCUCAAUGGGGGCCUUCCUGUAACACCACCACCACCACCACCACCCGCUCAGGCUCCCUGUCUGUGUGGCCUCCAACUUCACGCUCAACAUGGAACCUUGCAGGGCGCUCAGGCUACAUCCCCUUCUCCCGUGGCUCCUACAACACACUCUCAGGCCCUCCUUAUAGCUCCUUGUCUCGCUCCUUCAACACCUUGUCUCGCUCAGCGUACAACACCCUGCCCCGCUCUACCUCUCCCUCUGCCUAUGCCACCCUGCCACGCUCAAGCUCACACCCAACUGGCAGUGCUCUGACCCGCUCCGGGGCCCGCACCCCUUGGAACCCCAACAGGAGCACUCUCUCCUACUUCAAACGCAAAUACCUGUAAUUGUGAGCAACCUGCUGGGGAAGAACCAAAGCGAGUGAACUAUGGCCUGCAUGCAGGUCCUUUGACAAAAGGUCAGAAAUAGGAUGAUGGAGAGAUGCCUACAUAGUUCUGAAUAUUUAUCCACAUGGUUGAGAUGCAUUGGAAAGCAGGCUGCUAGCCAACAGCCAAGAGGUGCAUUUGAUGCAAUGUCCAUUUGCUUUGAGAUAUGGUCCGGUGGAACCAACAAAUGAAUGUGCUCUCCCCUGGUACCCUAGUGACAACGGUAGCACGGUGCAGGUAAUUGGACUAGAUUGCUCAGUCAGGCUCUUUUAUAAAUGAUCUGCUUUCACUCUCUCUCUUCUUGAUUUCCUGCACUGUGUAUUUCUCAGAUCUCCCUUGCCUACAGCCCACUUAGCAAAUCUGUCUCCCUGCAUAAGAUGCACUUUCCCUAGGGUUCUGCUGUCACAGUGAUGGUUGCAGAGCCACCUGCCCAACACCCCUUGGCUCACCAGCCCUCAUAUUAUCUUGCUUCAGGUCAGUUCUGCAUGCAUGUCCACAAAUUUUACCUUUCAUGUGUCUGUUCUUCACAAGAGCUUUGGGUUUGCUGAAACAUCUCCCAUCCCUCCAUUGUUUUCCUCUAAUACUCCAUUAUUUUUAGUAGCAAGUUUUAGUGGGGUUUCGGGGUAAAAUAAUUUUGCCACUUGCAGAAUUUUCAGUAAUGUAGCAAUAGUAUCUCAGUAGUAUCACUGUAGUUCACACACCUAUGCUUUGUGAUGAGCUUGAGCAACCUUCUGGGAAUUUUUGAAAACGUGGUGUCAGAUGCUAGCUAUGAAUGUACAAGCUGUGUCAAUUACUUAAUCAUUCUGAGUAUGGUAGAGGUCUUUGCCUGGAAACUGUAGUGUAGUGAUCACAGUCCUGUGACUACUUGUUUUUUAUGCAAUUUCAGUAAUUUCUAUUGGGUACUUGCUGACGAUACAUUUGCCUGACAAUAAAAAUAGAAAUUUAGAAAGAAAAAUAUAUAUAUAUGUCAUUGUCUUCUUGGUGUUUGGUUGCUUUUUGUUUCGCUGUUGUUUUCUUGUCAUAUCUCUUCAGACUUGAGGGAAAAUUUCUCCAGAUAUACUUCAGUGUGUAAUCAUCUUCCCAUUCUAUGUUCUUUUUCUUCAUGUCAAGUCUGAAAUCAAGGCUGCAAAAUAGGUUCUAGAGUUAAAUUAAAUUCUUAUUUUACCUGAAAUACUCAUUCUGGUAUUUUG
Messenger RNA from Coturnix japonica (Japanese quail), 5255 nucleotides. RefSeq names its product protein-glutamine gamma-glutamyltransferase 5-like. NCBI's taxonomy places the organism in Eukaryota, Metazoa, Chordata, Aves, Galliformes, Phasianidae. Gene Ontology annotation, biological process: peptide cross-linking. Gene Ontology annotation, molecular function: protein-glutamine gamma-glutamyltransferase activity. The record is from RefSeq and is a predicted model, not a curated record.